GGCGUCGGCCUCAGCUCUCCAAAGCUGUAGGCUUUGGCUGGGAGAGGCGUGGCGCGCACUGUGCCCCUCCAGACCGAAAACCACCUGUAUGGAUGACCAGACCUACAGUGUGAACCAGUCGCCCUCGUCCGCCAGGAACAGGGGCAAGAACGCGGCUGACAGUCGGGGUUAUGCCGAGGUGAAGAAGGGAGUCAUGACGGUGGAAAACAUGCUGGAGGAGUCCGCCGUGCUCUCGGCGCCCCACCUGUCGGUGGAUCGAUAUGAGCGCGGCCGCCAGGGAUGCUGUGAGAGGGUGGUGAUCAACAUUUCGGGUUUACGCUUCGAGACGCAACUCAAAACUUUCAACCAGUUCCCAGACACGCUGCUGGGGGACCCCAGGAAAAGGAUGCGCUACUUUGACCCGCUGAGGAACGAGUACUUCUUUGACAGGAACAGACCGAGCUUUGAUGCCAUCCUGUACUACUACCAGUCAGGGGGGCGCAUACGGAGACCUGUUAACGUCCCCAUUGAUAUUUUCUCCGAGGAGAUCAGGUUUUAUCAACUCGGAGAGGAGGCCAUGGAGAAAUUCCGCGAUGAUGAAGGGUUUAUAAAAGAAGAGGAGCGCAUACUGCCCAAACAUGAUUUCCAAAAGCAGGUUUGGCUUUUGUUUGAGUAUCCAGAAAGCUCCGGGCCAGCAAGAGGAAUAGCCAUCGUCUCCGUGCUUGUUAUUCUCAUUUCAAUUGUUAUUUUCUGCAUGGAGACUCUGCCGGAAUUUCGGGACGAGAGAGACCAAGCCACAGUGGCACCCACGGUCAAUGGCACUGCUCCCCACGUGCAAAGCCCGUUCACAGACCCCUUCUUUGUGAUAGAGACUCUGUGCAUCAUAUGGUUCUCUUUCGAGUUGCUGGUCAGGUUUUUUGCCUGUCCCAGUAAAACCACCUUCUCCAAAAACAUCAUGAAUAUCAUUGACAUCGUCGCCAUAAUCCCCUACUUUAUCACUCUGGGGACUGAGCUGGCCGAGAAGGAGACCAACAGCGGCCAACAGGCGAUGUCCCUCGCCAUCCUGAGGGUGAUCAGACUGGUGAGGGUCUUUCGCAUUUUUAAGUUGUCUCGACACUCGAAGGGACUUCAGAUUUUGGGACAAACCCUCAAGGCCAGCAUGAGGGAGCUCGGAUUGCUCAUAUUUUUUCUUUUCAUCGGAGUUAUUCUCUUCUCCAGCGCGGUUUACUUCGCCGAAGCAGACGACCCCUCGUCCAGUUUCACCAGCAUCCCAGAUGCGUUUUGGUGGGCAGUGGUGACCAUGACCACGGUCGGAUAUGGAGACAUGCAUCCAGUGACCAUUGGUGGGAAAAUAGUGGGGUCGCUGUGCGCAAUAGCAGGCGUGCUGACCAUUGCCUUACCCGUGCCAGUGAUUGUGUCUAAUUUCAACUACUUUUACCACAGGGAGACUGACGGAGAGGAGCACCCACAGUACGUGCACACGAGCAGCUGUGAGCACCUCCCCUCGGAGGAGCUGAGGAGGUCGUGCAGCUCCUCAUCUCUCAGCAAGUCAGAGUACAUGGUGAUAGAGGAGGGCAUCAACAGUGCGUUCAAACAGCCCAACUUCACCACCGAAAACAACCAGAACUGCGUGAACAUCAAAAAGAUCUUCACGGACGUGUAAAUGAAACACCAGACGUGGAUCGUUUAUGGAGCAUGGAGAUAUAGUAGCUAUAAUAAUAUUUUUAUAUAUAGCCAAUCGUAAUGUGCCAGUCCAUAUCUGUGGAUGAACGCUGCGUAAUUGUCAGUUUUAACAAGUCAUUUAUCCUUUUUUUAAAUUUUGAUUUAAGCUUAUGAGAAAUCACGAGUCUACUUGUUUCUAUUGUAGAUUCACAUUUGAGUAUUUCACAGAGAUCAACACAUUUAUACUGGAAAAGUAUUCAUUUCGGCACAAGCUGUUGUCAUAUAAAAAUACAUUAAUUGAACAAGUUAGUGGCUUGUUAAAACAGAUAUUUUUUUGGUGUAUAGUGCCACACGAUGCCUACAUAUCUUGAUGUUUAUGCGAAAGUUGUUGGUGUUGAUGAUUGGGAUACACGUGUAGCAUAGUCUACUAUAUUGCAUCUACCCACCAGUCAAAAAAAAAAAGAAAAAGAAAACUUGUGCUUCGUGGAAAGAAGUUUAAUCGUCCAGUAAUGUAAUGAAUAGACUAUGGUAAUUUAUAUAGCCAAAUGCCUGUUUAGGUUAUAUUUAAUAUCAUAACCUGUCGAAGAUGUUAGACUCUGAGUUUUGUUCAGAUUAUUAUUCAGGUAAUAACACGCAGUGGUGUCGAUGGAAACGCUUAUCAUAAAUUAUAAGUCGAGCUUUUCGUAAAAUUGUAUUUUUAUUCAGAACUGCCUAUA
Molecule: messenger RNA, 2357 nt
Organism: Morone saxatilis (striped sea-bass)
Lineage: Eukaryota; Metazoa; Chordata; Actinopteri; Moronidae
Product: potassium voltage-gated channel subfamily A member 3-like
Exons: 1
Coding region: 89-1642 (517 amino acids)
Biological process (GO): potassium ion transmembrane transport; protein homooligomerization
Cellular component (GO): membrane; voltage-gated potassium channel complex
Molecular function (GO): protein binding; delayed rectifier potassium channel activity
Source: RefSeq, a predicted model, not a curated record